Molecule: messenger RNA, 738 nt
Organism: Aspergillus affinis
Lineage: Eukaryota; Fungi; Ascomycota; Eurotiomycetes; Eurotiales; Aspergillaceae
Exons: 2
Coding region: 1-738 (245 amino acids)
Source: RefSeq, a predicted model, not a curated record
AUGAGCGACUCAUACAAGGAGGUAAUCACACACGAUGGGAAGGAGGUGGUUCAUGAGGGGAUACAAGUCGUUCAGCCGGUUCCUCCUGGACUCGAGUCCGUUCCUAAUGGAUACCCUCCAGCUAAAAAGCAACAACCACAGCGCAAAUUAAUCAUUGGAAUAGUGGCAGCGGUCGCCAUUGUCGUAAUCGGCCUGGCUGUCGGCUUGGGAGUUGCCCUUACAAGACCACAUUCUACCCCCUCAUCGUCAUCAGAUCAACCAACUUCCACGGACUCAGGCGCAGGAUUCACCUCGUCUGCAUCAUCAUCGUCCACACCAGAACCAUCUACGUCCACGUCAAAUCCGACAUCGACAACGUCAACUGCGUCAGGGACUAAAAACGCAUCUCCCACCUCUAUAGCCGACAAAUACACAUGCCCAGGCGUGAACAACACGGAGAUCCAUAAAGGUUCCGACAGCUAUCAUGUUUUCUGCGACGCGGACAUUCACGCCACCAACAAAAAAGACUUAUCUUCCACGGUGCAGAAAACGUUUGCGGAAUGUCUGGGGCUCUGUGAUUCGAUGAAUAAUUACCAGAAACGCGCAGAUGUCGCUCUUACGUGGAAUUUUGAAGGUACAGGGCAGCAGCACCCAGGCACUUGCUGGUGUGUGACGGGCUCAAACAAGAAGGUUAUAUCGAACCCGGGGAAUAUUGUGGCGGUUCUCGCAACAGAGAACUUCGUGAUUGAUUUAGAAUGA